This is a messenger RNA of Manis pentadactyla (Chinese pangolin), 4409 nucleotides long. RefSeq names its product solute carrier family 16 member 12 (gene SLC16A12). The transcript is spliced from 7 exons. Gene Ontology annotation, biological process: transmembrane transport; monocarboxylic acid transport. The record is from RefSeq and is a predicted model, not a curated record. NCBI's taxonomy places the organism in Eukaryota, Metazoa, Chordata, Mammalia, Pholidota, Manidae. Gene Ontology annotation, molecular function: monocarboxylic acid transmembrane transporter activity. Bases 700 to 2160 code for a protein of 486 amino acids.
UAAGGCUUAUAACAAGUGUCUGUAUCAGCUUCAAAAGCAGUGAAGGUUGCGCAUGAACCAAUUCAGAAAGAGCUACAAGAAAUCUUUUCAUGGAGCAAAUUACUACCUUUACAAAAAUAAGGGUUGUCAAGUUUCCAAUAAUAGAACUUAUUCCUUUCUUUUUUUAGUUAUUAUAUCUGACCACAUGCAGGCUGAAAGAGUAGGUUAUAAAGUAUGCUUGUUUUUUAGAGACAGAGAGAGGGAUGAACCAGGGCACAGGUGAUAAAGAAGGGUGCUAGUUAAGGGCCUCUUUACACAUGACUGUUUUAAUCAAUUAUCAGCGACCUUUUGUGGGAACCUUUUUCUGGUUGCUUUGUUUUGACAUGAUGAUUCUGGCUGCUUACUUUGAGGGCCAAAAAUCUGAAGCAAAGUCAAAGAGACUGUUGGAAUGGUCCAAGCUUGAGCUGUUAGAACUUGUGCCGGUUUUAUGUGGAUAUGAGAAGGAGUGUUAAGAAUUGAUGACUCAAUCUGGGGCCUCGUAGAGAUGGAAGGAGUUGAGCUGAAGACAAGUUGUGUGUCAAUGGCCAGUAACCCCUGUACCAGGUAGCAUUCUAUGCCAAACUUGAAUGCCAGCAGGAGGUCACUGGACAGAAGACCUCUUCCAACAUCAUAACCGGACAGUUGGAGUAACCUGGAAAAGAAGAAAAAGGAGUUGAAACCAUGGCAAAAGUAAAUAGAGCUCAGUCUACCUCCCCUCCGGAUGGAGGCUGGGGCUGGAUGAUUGUGGCUGGCUGUUUCUUUGUUACCAUCUGCACCCGGGCAGUCACCAGAUGUAUUUCCAUUUUUUUUGUGGAGUUCCAGACAUCCUUUACUCAGGAUUAUGCACAAACAGCAUGGAUCCAUUCCAUCGUAGACUGUGUGACCAUGCUUUGUGCUCCGCUUGGGAGUGUUGUCAGUAACCAUUUAUCCUGUCAAGUGGGAAUCAUGCUGGGUGGCUUGCUUGCAUCUACUGGUCUCAUCCUGGGCUCAUUUGCCACCAGUCUGAAGCAUCUCUACCUCACUGUGGGAGUUCUUACAGGUCUUGGAUUCGCGCUGUGUUACUCUCCAGCUAUCGCCAUGGUCGGCAAGUAUUUCAGCAGACGGAAAGCCCUUGCUUACGGGAUCGCCAUGUCGGGAAGUGGCAUUGGCACCUUCAUCCUGGCUCCUGUGGUUCAGCUCCUUAUUGAACAGUUUUCCUGGCAGGGAGCGUUACUCAUUCUUGGGGGCUUCGUUUUGAAUCUCUGUGUUUGCGGUGCCUUGAUGCGGCCAAUUACUCUUAAAGAGGACCAUACAACUCCAGAACAGAACCACGUCAGUAGAACUCAGAAACGAGACUUUAAGCGGGCAUCUCCCUGCUCAACUUUGACUAAAGAGUGGGUGCAGACCUGUCUUUGUUGCUCUUUGCAGCAAGAAUACAGUUUUUUACUGAUGUCAGACUUUGUUGUGUUAGCCAUCUCUGUUCUGUUUAUGGCUUAUGGCUGCAGCCCUCUCUUUGUGUACUUGGUGCCUUAUGCUUUGAGCGUCGGAGUGAGUCACCAGCAGGCUGCUUUUCUUAUGUCCGUACUUGGGGUGAUCGACAUUAUUGGAAAUAUCACAUUUGGAUGGCUAACCGACAGAAGGUGUCUGAAGAAUUACCAGUAUGUUUGCUACCUCUUUGCUGUGGGACUAGAUGGGCUCUGCUAUCUCUGCCUCCCCAUACUUCAAAGUCUUCCCCUGCUCGUGCCUUUCUCCUGUACCUUUGGCUACUUCGAUGGUGCCUACGUGACUUUGAUCCCGGUAGUGACUGCUGAAAUAGUGGGGACCACUUCUUUGUCGUCAGCGCUCGGUGUGGUGUACUUCCUCCAUGCAGUGCCAUAUUUGGUGAGCCCACCCAUUGCAGGAUGGCUUGUAGAUACAACUGGCAGCUACACAGCAGCAUUUCUUCUCUGUGGAUUUUCAAUGAUAUUUAGUUCUGUGUUGCUUGGCUUUGCUAGACUUGUAAAGAAGAUGAAAAAAACACAGCUGCGGUUCCUUGCCCAAGAGUCCGAUCCCAAGCUGCAGCUAUGGACCAAUGGAUCAAUGGCUUAUUCUGUUGCGGGAGAAUUAGAUCAGAAAGAUGGUGAGUCUGUGGCUAUAGCAGUGCCUGAUUACAGCCCCACAUGACCAACGGCCUUGAGCCUGGGAAUCUUCGGGCUGAGAGAAGUAGGACCACUGGAUUGUCUGUGUUUCUGAAGCAUUUUAUUUUGACAGCCGCAUUGCCUUCCAAGGAAAUUAUUAUUAUUAUUGUUUUAUUAACAUGUUUAUAGGGAAAAAAACAGCAAAUAGCAAAGCAAGACAAACUGGCUCAGAAUUUCAUUGUUGGGGAUUUGUACUCACAAUUGAACUCACAUCUUUCGGGCAAUGAGCGCCACUCCAUGGAGAAUGUUGGACAUAGCUGAUAUAAUUAGCUGUUAUGAGGGGUAAUGUCAAGGCAUGACCCAGACAGCUAACACUGGCAAGCAGCUUUGUCUCCAAGUCUCUGCACCCCUAUCUUUCCUCCCCAGUUAGAAGGCAAAUGGAAACACUGCAUGAAGGUUUGCUUACUUUAUGCUGUUUGUAGAAGCGGGGGUUGCUGAGGAUCUGUAUUAAUCGUUGCCUUUUGAAGAAUCUGAAGUAUUCUUUGAAAACCCUGCUGUCACGAGGAACUCCUCUAUGAAAAAGGCUUGGCAUCUUCACCUUCUACCACCACUGAAAGCUCUCUGCCUAAGACUGCGGCGCUCACCUCUGACCAGGUGCACACCUCUGUGACUGUCACAGAUAUUUACUCUGAAUUUAGCAGAACACACCAAGUCACAUGGGUGGUGUCUAAAACUUACCUGAAAUGUUAGUGCCAACACUUCCUUUUUUUUUUCUUCAGAAAUAAAGCUUUUAUUUAAAUUGUAGACACAUUGUUAAGAACAGGAAAAUGUUGGCAGUAUUCCAACUGGGCAGGACUUGAAUUCUUGAGUCAGCAGGUCUCUGGUGGAAGUUUGUUUUCCAGAUCAUUUAGGUUCAUCAUUACCCAAAACAGGACUUGGGAGUUUUGUCUGAAAAAUAUUAUUCUUAAGCAACAUUCUGAAGGUGAGAGUCCUUUCUCCCUUCUUAACUCUGGCUCCAGGGUCCACCGCUCUUCAUCGCUGUAUGGAUAAUCAUUAGAAACUUGGUGGACCUUUUCAGUUGAAUGAGAAGGCUUCAGGGAUCCCACGAAUCAUUGCUCUGGCCGGGGCAGCGGGAGGAGAGGGCUGAGGGGGCUAGCGGCAUGACAUUUUACAGUUUGUAGAACUCUUUCACACCCCUUAACUCAUUGGAUUAGAAUAGUGUUCUCACUCCCAAAUACUCUGCUUUCGUAUGGUUUGGGAUAAUUUCUGAGUCUUCAGAUUGAAGAGAGUGGGCACACAGAGAGAAGAGAAAUCCAGACCUCCCAGAAUGUCUCCAAACACUUUAAAUCCACAAAAUUAUAAUCCUGAAUCCCAAAUCACAUUGCACCUAUAAAUAGGAGCAAGUUAUACCAUUGAAGUUGGAUUUUAAUUAUUCAACGAUUUUAAAUCUGAACCUCAAGGAAAUAUUUUGACCUUGAAGGCCCUUUAACUUAGUGUCCCCCGAGAGGCCUCACAAAUGCCCUGCCAGGGGUACUGAGAGAAAAACAACACAGCAAUGAGGAAGAUUCUAGGUUGACAAAGCAUGUUCAGCAAGAGGCUUUGCCUGUAACUGUAUUAUUUCAUAAACUUACAUAUUAAUAACUGCCUUCAGAGCAAAAUACAGACUUGAUCUGAUGGGAGAACACUAUAAUAUUUCAGAAUUGUUUUCUAAAGAAGAUUUGAAUGUUACCUGUUACCUUUUUACACAGUUUGAGAAUUUAGCUUUGAACCCAUCUUCCUUGUCAUUUGCGAUUUAAAAACAGUAUUUGGAAAAUAUCUGUAAAAAUGCAAAGUUAAAAUGGAGUUAUCUGUGUUUGGCAUAGCCUUUAAAUGUCACUUCCUAAAUCUUCAAGUCUAAAGAAUUAUGAUAUAUAGUAGUUAUAAAUAUUAUAGAUAUUUUUUCUGAGUGAUGAUCACAGUAAAAUCUUGUCUAUCUGGUUCUGCAAUAUAAUUUCCCUAAAGUAUUAUAAGUAUUCAUGAAAAAUGAGCAUAGAAAGCCUCGUUUUUAAAAAUUUGUAUGUUAAGGUAUUUUGACUUUAUCCAUGCAUAGUUUUGUGUUUUAGUUCCUUUUUGAGUGGCAAUUUUAGAAAACUGGGAAAAUGGAAAUCUUAAGGAAAAUGUAAAUCUGAGAGUCUUCCAUUGUCAACUACACAAAAUGUUGCUGUUAAGGUUCCAUGUGCCUAUACUGUUCAUUUCAGAAUGGAGGGAGUCAUGGGAAUGAUGUGUUAUGUGGAGUAAAGAACAAAAUUCUGGUGG